UGGAGCAAAGACCGGAAAAAGAUCGUGAAACAAAUAACAGAACAGAAAACGACAUUUAAAGUAUGUCAGUGACCUUAAACUAACCACAGCUUUUUUUGAGGAGAAGUAACACAUUGUUUUACAAAUUUGAAGCCGGCGGAAGUCCGGAGCUUAACGUUCGCUUUCUCGCUAUGUCAGCUCGUUAGCUACCGAAGCUAAAGGCGGUCCGAUGCCGUAAAGCGAAGCAUCUGGUCGCAGUUGCCCGGUCAGCCUUAAAGUCUCCUUAUUGUUGUCCUGACUGAGAAGAUGUGUCUCCAGGAUGCUCCAGGGGCCGUACGGCAGUCUGGACCGGGACCGCCCGCUCGUCCGGCUCCAGUACACCAGCUUCUCUGUGGCGACGGUGCUGCUCCCGCUGACCGGCCUCAUCGCCUGCCUCUUCAUUUCACUCGUGUACCACUUUGAGGACUCCACGUUCACACACUGUCAUGUGUCGAACUACCUCCCAUCCAUCAGCGCCGCCAUCAGCCGCGUGCCGGAGCGCUACAUCUGGCGCUGCUGCGUCGGCCUGCACUCGGCGCCGCGCUUCCUGAUGGCCGCCACCUAUUUCAGCUUCUACCGCGGCCGCUUCGCCCAGCGGCUGCCGGAGCUGCUGCUGAGCGGGCUGGCGCUCCUCUGCAGCCUCGCCGAGAACACCGGCCUCUUGCUGCUCACCUACGUGUCGUCCACCGAAAGCUACAGUGUUCAUAAAAACAGUUUCAUGGUGUUCAUCGGCAGCUCGAUACUGCACAUGCUCAUUACAUGCAGACUGUGGUACGUGAUCAAGAGACACUACGUGAACCCUGAGGAAAGGACGUCGUUCCGCUGGAAGAUGCGUCUCUUCAUAUUCAACAUCAGCUGUUGUGUGGGGGCCGCGUACUUCUUCAGACGCCACAAUAAGCACUGUGAAACGGGAGUCUACACUCUGUUCGCCCUCUGUGAAUACCUGGUGGUCUUCUCCAACAUGGCCUUCCACAUGACGGCCUUCCUGGACUUCGGGAGCAAAGAGGUGGUCGUGGCCACGCCCCCUGAGGACAAACGAUACUGAGCGGGCGACCUCACCUGUGGGCAGGUGAAGGAGAACCAUGACACUUCAUAUGACAUAUUCAAAGGCGCCGUGCAGCCUCAUGAACGUUGGGAACAUCCUGAUGUCAGAACAAACAUUUCAUCGUUCCAACAACAGCCGAGUUGUUCUGACUCGUCGUGUUGGUGGUACAGUUUCAGCUCUUUUUUAAAUUAUAAUCUUCAGCUGAGAUGUCAAGAUGUUUCAUCCUGUUCUUGAUGAGUUUGUUUGUCUACAGAAGAAAUGUUUUGUUCUUAAACUGCACUUAAGAAGUGGACGUAGUCGUCAGCAAUUUAGGUUUUUUUUUUUAAACAAGUGAAGAGGAAGUGACCAUAUAUGGACCAAAUGAAACGCACCGUUAUCUCUAAUUACAAUUAAAGAUAUUGCUGGAAACAUUUGGGAUAAAGUAAUUAGAAAUAUGACAACGGUCUCGUCGUUUUAGACGUUCAAUAGUAUUAUACCUUUUUUAAACUGUUGUAUUAAGAUUUUGGCAUUAAAAGUGAAACACAAAACCUCAACUAUA
Molecule: messenger RNA, 1601 nt
Organism: Pseudoliparis swirei
Lineage: Eukaryota; Metazoa; Chordata; Actinopteri; Perciformes; Liparidae
Gene: pgap2
Product: post-GPI attachment to proteins 2
Exons: 6
Coding region: 299-1063 (254 amino acids)
Biological process (GO): GPI anchor biosynthetic process
Cellular component (GO): Golgi membrane; endoplasmic reticulum membrane
Source: RefSeq, a predicted model, not a curated record